Messenger RNA from Kickxella alabastrina, 732 nucleotides. Its product is annotated as cysteine desulfurase. NCBI's taxonomy places the organism in Eukaryota, Fungi, Kickxellomycota, Kickxellomycetes, Kickxellales, Kickxellaceae. Gene Ontology annotation, cellular component: cytosol; nucleus; mitochondrion. The coding region runs from base 1 to 732 and encodes 243 amino acids. Gene Ontology annotation, molecular function: cysteine desulfurase activity. The record is from RefSeq and is a predicted model, not a curated record. Gene Ontology annotation, biological process: iron-sulfur cluster assembly. The transcript has a single exon.
AUGAAAUAUAUUGGCAAGCUGUGCCGCAAGCGCCGCAUCUUCUUCCACACGGACGCUGCACAGGCGGCGGGCAAGAUCCCACUGGACGUCAACGAGAUGAACAUUGAUCUUAUGAGUAUCUCGGGACACAAGCUCUACGGCCCCAAGGGCGUCGGUGCAUUGUAUGUGCGUCGCCGCCCGCGCGUCCGCCUCGAGCCCAUCAUAACCGGUGGCGGCCAGGAACGUGGUCUGCGCAGCGGUACCGUGCCCUCGCCGCUCGUUGUCGGCUUGGGUGCGGCUGCAGCCCUGGGCAAGCGCGAGCUUUCGUACAAUUACGCUCACAUGCAGAAACUGGCGAAUCGCCUAGUUGAAGGCAUCCAGAAGCGCGUCUCGCAUGUAGUGCGCAACGGCGACCCCGAUCACAUGUACCCGGGGUGCGUCAACCUUUCGUUUUCAUUUGUCGAGGGUGAGUCCUUGUUGAUGGCCCUAAAGAACGUCGCACUGUCGUCAGGCUCGGCCUGCACGUCGGCGUCGCUGGAGCCCUCGUAUGUGCUGCGCGCGCUGGGUGCUGAGGACGACAUGGCUCAUUCAUCGAUUCGCUUUGGUUUAGGAAGAUUCACAACCGAGUCCGAGGUCGAUUAUGUCGUCGACAAUGUCGAGGCCCACGUUAACCGUCUACGCGAGAUGAGUCCGCUGUGGGAGAUGCACUUGGAGGGAAUCGAUCUCAAGUCUAUCCAGUGGUCGCAGCACUAG